Messenger RNA from Osmerus eperlanus (European smelt), 1784 nucleotides. Its product is annotated as CMRF35-like molecule 3. Gene Ontology annotation, cellular component: plasma membrane. Gene Ontology annotation, molecular function: transmembrane signaling receptor activity. The record is from RefSeq and is a predicted model, not a curated record. The coding region runs from base 80 to 751 and encodes 223 amino acids. NCBI's taxonomy places the organism in Eukaryota, Metazoa, Chordata, Actinopteri, Osmeriformes, Osmeridae. The transcript is spliced from 4 exons.
ACAAAAACUUUCCAUUUUCAGUACUCUCUGGCAGCAAAACAUACAAGACAUCUAGAAGUCAAGGACUUCUGAAGCAACAAUGACAGUCUUUUUAAUUUUAUUAUUUGUGAAAGCAACGGCCUUGUCCUCUAUAUCUGGCCCAGCCCUUGUGACGAGCAUCAUGGGUGAAUCUGUUCAGAUAUCCUGCCUCUACCAUCCCUUCUACAGCGACAAGGUCAAGUUCUGGUGUAGGGGCUCCUACUGGUAUUUCUGUAGGGUUGUAGUUAGAUCAGAUCAACCUCAAAACAUGAACAAUAAUGUGAAAAUAAUAGACAACAAGAACCUGGGCAUAUUUACUGUCACUAUGAAGGCUGUUCGACUAGAGGAUAGUGAUUCUUACUGGUGUGCGAUUGAAACAGCUGGUCAAGGGGUGUCCUUUGCUGUGAGUGUUCGUGUUUCUGAACGACAUAAAUCACAGAUCACAUCAUUAACAACUACUACAACAAUUGGUACCACAACAACUACCACAACAAUACCAACUUCAACUUCCCCAGCAACAUCAACUCAUUCUGAGGCAACAACAUGCCUGACUCCCCUGCUGAAUGCAACAGGUCCAUUGUACAACUCUACAAUACAUGUGACAAGUUCUGUGACUUCCGAGGAUGACCCUGUGUGGAGAGUUUGGAGACUUGUUCGAUGGAUCCUCUUUGUCGUGCUCUUUCUGUUUCAGAUUCUAUUCAACACAGUAGCCUAUAUAUUUGUUGAGACUUGAUCAUGUGUAUUGUGGCACGCCACAGAGAGAUUCAGGGCUGAGACGCACAGAAUUCAGGAGACUGGUAACAAGGGGAGGGUGAACAGCACUUGCGUGUGUUUAAAUGACCGAAACUAAACACUAUUGAACAAAAUGAAAGAUCUUCCAGGGAGCCCUGCUCCACCUGGGUUGGCGGCUCACGCCUGUGCGUGAGGCUUCAACAGUGAAAUCUCAAAUGAUCGACCGGUGGUAGUAGCAGCGACACUCUUCCUUCCUACUGAGGCGUAGCUUCCUGCCUUGAUGUUCUCCCUUCUCUCUUUGAACCGUGUCGGCUCACCUUUUUGAGGGCUCACUUUUUGUCAGUCCAUGCCGUCAUUGUUAAUGUGUUGUUAGUGUCCUUUCUGUGUACCUGUUUUUUGGCAAAAAGUAGCCUUAAGUCUUUGUUUUUUAUUUGAUCUUGCCUGCCUUGUCUCCUUGUGUUUGGGUCAGCCCUCUGCACUCACCCCAUGACCCCACAUGUGUCUAUGGCUACAGUCUGAAUAGAAGCUAUACUAAAGGUUUAGAAAUGGAUAAUUGUUGCGCCCUCAGCGCAAGAUUUUUGCCUGAAGGGAGAAAUACACCAGGUUUUGUUGAAAGUAUGAAUAAGUACACCAGUUCUACCACUAGUGGCAGCAGACCGCUGUAUCGAAGCUAGCUCCUGCAGGAUGUAGACUCCGUUCUCAGCAGGAGGAAAAACCGUUCAUUUGCGCUGUUGUGUAACGAAUGUGUUUCUGUAUGUUUUACAGGUGAGCUGGUGUCAAUUGUUAUGUAAUUGUGUGUACUAUGGUAAAAUAACAUGUAAUGUGUGGUAGAAUGUGAAAAGGAUGCGACGGUUGAUUUAAAUAGCGAUUAUCUGUAUGUUAGCUAACUAACAUGUGUUGAGUGCGGUUAGCCUAGGUUCUAUUUCCCUCGGUGUUCAGUCACGUGACCACAUAUUUAUUGUUUUACAGUCCGAUAUCCUUGGAAAUGUAUAGCUAAAGGAUGGAGACUAGUUAGUUCUCAGCAGGAGGAAAUU